Messenger RNA from Brassicogethes aeneus, 2754 nucleotides. The record is from the annotation of a GenBank genome assembly. NCBI's taxonomy places the organism in Eukaryota, Metazoa, Arthropoda, Insecta, Coleoptera, Nitidulidae.
GACAUCCGACGUGGAGCUGGUUAUGUGUCACAAAUAUCAUCCUGUUUUCUUGUAUUAAACAGUUUAUACAGCAAUAAAAUAAAGACAAAGUGAACAAAAACUCUAUAGGCAUCAGUAACGAUGGCCACUUAUGAAGAAUAUAUUCAACAAAACGAGGAUAGGGAUGGUAUUAGGUUCACUUGGAACGUAUGGCCAAGUAGCAGGAUAGAAGCUACACGACUUGUGGUGCCCCUGGGUUGUUUAUAUCAACCCUUGAAGGAAAGACCUGACUUACCCCCAAUACAAUAUGAUCCUGUGUUAUGUACCAGAAAUAACUGUAGGGCUAUUUUAAACCACCUUUGCCAGGUGGAUUACAGAGCUAGAUUGUGGGUGUGUAACUUUUGCUUUCAAAGAAACCCUUUUCCUCCACAAUAUGCUGCUAUUUCCGAGCAAGCUCAACCAGCUGAAAUUAUGCCUCAGUUUUCAACAUUAGAGUAUACUAUUACAAGAGCUCAAUGUUUACCGCCUAUUUAUUUACUUGUUGUUGAUACAUGUAUGGAUGAGGAGGAAAUAGGGGCUCUUAAAGAUUCCUUGCAGAUGUCGCUUAGUUUGUUGCCUCCAAAUGCUUUGAUUGGUUUGAUAACUUAUGGGAAAAUGGUGCAAGUACAUGAAUUAGGCACUGAAGGGUGCAGCAAAUCCUACGUGUUCCGCGGCACAAAAGACCUAACCUCGAAACAGGUGCAAGAAAUGUUGGGAAUCGGCAAGGUGGCCGUGGCGCCGCAGCCGCAGCAGCAAGUGCCCGGCCAGCCAAUGAGGCCGCAGCAACCGCCGGCGCCGCCUGGCAGCCGAUUCCUGCAACCCGUGUCCAAGUGCGACAUGAGCCUGACCGACCUGAUCGGCGAGCUGCAGAGAGAUCCGUGGCCCGUUCCGCCCGGCAAGCGGUCGUUGAGAUCCACCGGCACCGCCCUCUCCAUCGCCAUCGGCCUGCUGGAGAGCACCUACCCCAACACGGGGGCCAGGGUGCUGCUGUUCUGCGGCGGUCCCUGCUCGCAGGGUCCGGGUCAGGUGGUCAACGACGAUUUGAAACAGCCCAUCAGGUCGCAUCACGAUAUCCACAAGGACAACGCCAAGUACAUGAAGAAGGGAAUCAAACAUUACGAGAAUUUGGCGAUGAGAGCGGCAACGAACGGACAUUGCGUCGACAUUUAUUCUUGCGCUUUGGAUCAAACCGGUUUGAUGGAAAUGAAGCAGUGCUGUAACUCCACGGGAGGUCACAUGGUAAUGGGAGAUUCCUUUAACUCAUCACUAUUCAAACAGACAUUCCAACGAGUAUUCACAAAAGACCAGAAAAACGAACUAAAAAUGGCAUUUAACGGCACACUGGAAGUAAAAUGUUCCAGGGAACUAAAAAUUCAGGGCGGAAUCGGUUCGUGCGUUUCGUUGAACGUGAAAAACUCAUCGGUAUCCGAUACCGAAAUAGGUAUGGGCAACACCGUGCAAUGGAAAAUGUGCACCCUGAAUCCCAGCACGACGAUCUCCCUAUUUUUCGAGGUCGUCAACCAGCAUUCUGCGCCCAUACCGCAAGGUGGCAGAGGGUGCAUACAGUUCAUCACACAGUAUCAACAUGCAAGUGGGCAGCGUAGAAUAAGAGUAACCACGGUAGCGAGAAAUUGGGCGGAUGCUACAGCAAAUAUUCAUCAUAUUAGUGCAGGUUUUGAUCAAGAAGCCGCUGCGGUUAUGAUGGCCAGGAUGGCCGUUUACAGGGCCGAAAGUGAUGACAGCCCUGACGUGCUUCGAUGGGUUGAUAGGAUGUUAAUAAGACUGUGUCAAAAAUUCGGAGAAUACAACAAAGACGACCCGAACUCCUUCAGGCUGGGCGAAAACUUCAGCCUCUACCCGCAAUUCAUGUACCACUUGCGUCGCUCGCAAUUCUUACAAGUGUUCAACAAUUCGCCCGACGAAACGUCAUUCUACAGGCACAUGCUGAUGCGCGAAGAUCUCACCCAGUCGCUGAUCAUGAUCCAGCCGAUUUUGUACAGCUACAGUUUUAACGGACCGCCGGAGCCCGUGCUGCUAGACACGAGCUCCAUACAGCCCGACAGGAUUUUGCUGAUGGACACGUUCUUCCAAAUACUCAUUUUCCACGGAGAGACGAUUGCACAGUGGCGUAACUUGAAGUACCAGGAGAUGCCGGAGUACGAAAAUUUCCGACAGCUACUGCAAGCUCCUGUGGAUGAUGCGCAGGAAAUUCUACAAACUCGUUUCCCAAUGCCCAGAUACAUCGAUACUGAGCAGGGUGGUUCUCAAGCCAGAUUUUUACUGUCAAAAGUGAACCCAAGUCAGACACACAACAAUAUGUACGCGUAUGGUGGGGCCAUCAUGACAGGUGGUGCAAAUUCGGAUGGUGGUGCGCCUGUUUUGACAGACGAUGUUUCUUUGCAAGUGUUCAUGGAUCAUCUUAAGAAAUUGGCGGUGUCAUCUACAGCAUAGGGUUAAGAAAAAAACAAAUUGUCUAUAUUAUUUUAUUCUCAGUUAAAUAUUAAUUUAUUUACAAAUGGUUUUAAAUGUUCUGUAAGUAAAAUAUAUAUCUAUAAAAUGUGUUUUAUUUCAAUAUACCUCACGGAUAUAUUUUUAAAGCUAUUAUAAAUAAGGAAUGGACUAUAUAAAUUGGUUUUUCUGACUACAUUUUUAGUGAUGAUUUUUCUUAACAUCAAUAAAUAACCAAAAAAUGUACACAAUAUGGUUGUUUAAAAAAACAAGAAUAAUACUUAAGAA